Messenger RNA from Pseudozyma flocculosa PF-1, 570 nucleotides. RefSeq lists its product as uncharacterized. NCBI's taxonomy places the organism in Eukaryota, Fungi, Basidiomycota, Ustilaginomycetes, Ustilaginales, Ustilaginaceae. Gene Ontology annotation, molecular function: translation regulator activity; mRNA binding; single-stranded RNA binding. The record is from RefSeq and is a predicted model, not a curated record. The coding region runs from base 1 to 570 and encodes 189 amino acids. The transcript has 5 exons. Gene Ontology annotation, biological process: positive regulation of cytoplasmic translation. Gene Ontology annotation, cellular component: cytoplasm.
AUGGCUUUUCGUCGACGCGGCUGCUACGUCUGCGGACAGCUGGGACACCUAGCGGAGAACUGCUCGUUUAGCGAGCGCAGGUGCUUCAACUGCCUCGAGGCUGGCCACGAGAGCUCCGCCUGCGAGGCUCCCAGGACUGCCGACAGCAAGCAGUGCUACGGCUGCGGCGGCAAGGGCCACAUCAAGGCCGACUGCCCCACGCUGGCCGCUCAGGCCGCCCGCUCCCGCUCCAACGCCUGCUACACCUGCGGCGGCGUCGGCCACAUUUCCCGCAACUGCCCCACGGCCGCCGCCGCUGGUGGGAUCGUUGCGCCCGCCGCCCUCGCCGCCGUCGGUGGCCGCCCGCCCGUCAGGUGCCACCGCUGCAACGGCCUCAACCACUUUGCGCGCGACUGCAAGGCUCCCCUCGGCGCUGCCAUCGGCGGCCACGUCAUCGCCCCCGCCGUCGUCGCCAGGAAGCCAAAGACUUGCUACAACUGCAGCAAGGUCGGACACAUCGCCCGCGACUGCCCCGAGGCCCAGACGGUCGCCGCUGCGCCUCCCACCGCCGGCGCCCCCAUCACCGCCUAA